Molecule: messenger RNA, 863 nt
Organism: Limanda limanda (common dab)
Lineage: Eukaryota; Metazoa; Chordata; Actinopteri; Pleuronectiformes; Pleuronectidae
Gene: ppifa
Product: peptidylprolyl isomerase Fa
Exons: 6
Coding region: 124-696 (190 amino acids)
Biological process (GO): protein peptidyl-prolyl isomerization; protein folding
Molecular function (GO): peptidyl-prolyl cis-trans isomerase activity
Source: RefSeq, a predicted model, not a curated record
AGAAGAAGAUGAGCAGGAGCAUGAGCAGGAGGAGAAGAAGGAGAAGAAGAAGAAGAAGACGUCACAUGUAAACAGCAGCAGCAGCAGCAGCAGUAACCGGAAGUGAUGUUCAUGUGACCAGAGAUGAAUCGGAUGAAAAGUCGUGUGCGGUUCAGUUCUGUGGGGAUCGCAGCAGCCAGACUCUUCUCCUCCGGAAGCCGCUCCAACCCGCAAGUGUUCCUGGACAUCGAGGCUGAGUCCGAGCCUCUGGGCAGAAUCAUCAUCCAGCUGAAUGCAGAUGUUGUCCCAAAGACGGCAGAAAACUUCCGAGCUCUGUGCACAGGGGAACAUGGCUUUGGAUUCAAGGGCUGUAUGUUUCACAGAGUCAUCCCUCAGUUCAUGUGUCAGGGAGGAGAUUUCACCAAACACAACGGCACAGGAGGGAAAUCUAUAUACGGGAAAACGUUCAGAGAUGAAAACUUCAAGUUAAAACACACUGGUCCAGGAACUCUUUCCAUGGCGAACUCAGGGCCACACACCAACGGCUCCCAGUUCUUCAUAUGCACGAAUAAAACCGAAUGGCUGGAUGGUAAACAUGUGGUGUUCGGGCAGGUGACGGCAGGCAUGGACGUGGUCACCAAGAUGGAAUCCUUUGGUUUACACGAUGGCGGCGUGAUCAAGAAAAUUGUCAUAAGUGAUUGUGGUGAGAUCAAAUGACACCUCACUUGUGGACUCCUGUGGGAUGACUCAGUCCAAAGCCAUCUGGUAUUUUUAAUCCGUCUUUCCUCCUGUACCCAUAAAACCUUCAAGGAGAUAUGAAAAGAAUCUGGUAUCAAAUGUUUAUAUUGUGUGUUUGCUUUUAAAUGAAGUUAUAAUGCAAUGAC